GCUGCCCGAGACAGCGGUUUACCCCAGAAGCUUAUUUUUGUAAAUACUUUUGCCACGCAACCAAAUUUGUAAUUAUUUUCUUCGGGAAGCUUAGUUUCCUAAAACGUCCUAUCUUUCCCAUACUCUCCCACAGUCCCAUUUCACCUUUCUUGUCCUAAAACCCUUAAACCCUCGUCAAAUCCCAAAAUCAACUCCCAAUUUCAGCCAUGGAAACCCCAAAUCAAGCUCAUCUUCAAGAACAACAAUCAUCCUUGCUUCCCAUUGACAUAAUCACUCAAAUUCUGCUGUAUCUCCCUCCAAAACCUCUUGCUCGCUUCAAAUCUGUCUCAAAAUCCUUUCUUUCUUUAAUCAACGAUCCAAAAUUCAUCCUCAAUAACAUCAAGCAAUCCCUCUCUUCCUCCUCCAAUCUCUCUCUUGCUUCUCUUUCUCAACCAAAACCCCAUAAUCAUCUCCAUAUCCUGCACCUUCAUGCACCAGAUUCCUCCACCCCACCUUCAAUUUCCAACCUUUCUCUUCCAUUUCACCCUAAAACCCAUGAUUCUGACCUUAUUGGGUCCUGCAAUGGCAUUCUCUGCAUUUCUGAUUUCCCUGAUUUUCUGGGUCUUUUCAAUCCUACCACUAGAACUUUCCAGAAGAUUCCACUGGGUUCUUUGGGGGUUCAAGAGUUCAGGGAGUCUCAUUGGGUUGAUUUCGGAUUCGGGUUCGACGAAAUUGGCAAUGAUUACAAGAUUGUUAGGGUGGAUCAGCUGCAUAAUGUCAACCAAGAUGAGGGUUUAGCUCCUAGGGAAGUUCAGGUGUUUAGUUUGAAGGCAAAUUUGUGGAAGAAAGUUGAGAACUUUCCUCAUUUUCUCUCUCAUCCUAAGUCCCAUGGUAAUUUCCUCUGUAAUUCUUUGCAUUGGAUUGCUACUACUUCUGAUCCUGUUGUGUUUGAUUUAACUGGUGUUUUAUGGCGUGGGCAAUUGGAUGAUUUUGUUUAUGAUUAUGUAAUUGUUGCAUUUGAUCUUAAUUUAGAGAAAUUUAGGGUCUUACCUUUGCCUGAUUAUGAGGAGGGGAAGAAGUUGAAGGUCCCUCGUUUGUCUGCUGGGGUUUUAGGGGAAUGCUUGUUUGUACAGGUUGAACAUGGGGCCCGCUUUAAGCGUUGUGUUGAUGUUUGGGUGAUGAAUGAAUAUGGGGUGAAAGAUUCUUGGACUAAGCUGUUGACUUUUCGACAUGAGGAGAUUCGGGGUGAGUUGUUGCCGGUUAAGACCUUGAUGAUGUCGAAAGGGGGUGAUGAGGUUUUGAUGCAGCAAGGGAAGGAUUGUUUUUGGGUGGAAUUGAAAACUGGAAAAACUAGGGAUGUUCCAAUGGACAGUGGUUUGCCUUUUAAGUUUGAGUUAGUUUGUGGGCAUAAGUAUACUUUUGGGGCGGUGACUUACGUGGAGAUCCUUGUCUGUCUUGGCUGCCGUGAUGGAUGCGUAGAGAGUGAGCAGGCUAGCAAUGGUGGUAAGCAAGAUGAUGGAGGUCGUUGGGGUGAUUGGCUGAUUGCUGGGAAUUGCUGCUGUGCUGAAGCCAAGAACUGAGGAGUGGAUUGUAGCAGCCUUGAAUUCGUCUACUCUCACCUUUGUGAAAGAAGCAAUAGGCAAACAGCAACAAAAAGCCUGUGUGGUGUUCAACACGGUGCUGUUUGUUAUGUUGGUAGCACUAAUUCAUAUCAAACCUGCUCUAUAGCAAUCUGUGACAUAUCUAGUGGAAUAUCAGACUUGCAUUAUGUUAAGCUAUUAAUAUGCUGAGUUUAUGUUUAUGACAGGGAGCAUAUAGAUUAAUUUUAUGUUUGUAGUCAUGUAAUGCGAUCAUAUCUACCACUUAUUAAGCUAUUGAGGAUUCAUUUAGCUGCUAAAUGAAAAGAAAUUUAAAUUGAUCUGAAGCGUUUUCUUGUUUUAUAACUUUACUCCUUUUCAGUCAAGAAAUUCUCAAUUACUCAUAUACUAUGCAAUUAUGCAUCUUGUUAUUAUAUAUAUUGUCCUUUGUUGGAAUAAAAGCUCAUUCCCUAGGAGUACCUAUUCAUUACUUUGUUGAAGGACCAAAUGAACUCAACUUAGCUAGUCUUUUUUAGGGUUCAAUGUCAUGCCAUAUAAAUGCCUAGGAUUGCAUACAUCUGCAAAACCAAUACAGUAACUUUUCUUAUUUUACAUACAAAUAUACAUUGAUUUAUUAUCUGAGAGUACUUAUUCAAGGGUUUAUCUAACAUCUUUGCCUGAAAAACUCAGUUUUGGCUUACAAUAGUAACCCAUAUGAUAUAUAACUAAAGAAGGAAAGGGUUAGGGUAGGAAGAAUAACAAGAGCUUUUUCUUCGAAUUUGUCAGGUGCUGAAGGUCUGAAACCAAGAGGUGAUGAACAAAAUUCCAAUCCUAUUAUUUUUUUGUCGGUUGAUUUGGUUUAUAUACCCAAUAUACUGGACUGCAACUUAUUACAUUGAACUGAUAGUAUCAGACUUGCUUUAUGUUUUUCUAUUAGCAUGUUGUAGCUAAAUAUGUUCAAUGAAACCUACAUGACUAUAAAGAUAUGAGGAAAUCAUUCCUGCACUUUGUGAAGUAAUCAAGGAUUUAUUUUAAUUGCCUAUAGUUAUUUGUUGACAGAGCCAAUGAACUCAAGUUUGUUGAUUCUUUUCAGGGUGAACUGCCUUAAAAAUAAUGUUUGAAACAAUUUAGUGCAAUGGCGUCUAUAUUAAUUAUUCACUACUGACCUACUAUGGUUUGACAUGUUAACCUUAGAUUCAUUUAGUGCUCUUUUGUAGCAGAAUAAUCAAUCAUCCAGGAAAAAAGUUGUAUUUAUAUAUCUGUAAUGAGUAGACUCAGCAGGAGUGCUAGUGAAGACCUAUGUUCUUGAAAAACUUCUGACUAUUGCAUUCCACACACAUGCAAUUUUGUUGGAGUUUGCUGUGUUUUAUAAGUUUUUUCCUUAAUGGCAAUUGGAGGUCCUUGGGGUGCUAUCGAUGGUGAUUGGUGAGUGUCCAUCACUUGAUGGUUUGUCAUUAGUAUGUACUUUGGAUGAUUAUCAGUUUUUGUGUAUGUAUUGGCCAAUGAGAAUAGCAUUGAAAAGACUGAUAGAUCAGAGGAAAUUGAUGAGCCUGAAAAAGUGAUUGUAGAAGGUUAAUAAAUGUUUGAAGAAGUUUUGGUUGAUAAAGAUAACUAGGAGAAACAUCCAGAGAAGACAAGGAAGAUAUGCAGGGUGCAAGCCCUCAGAAAGACUCAUCCAAGGAGGAAAGAUUGAUGAUACUGAGCAGAAUUAGAAAUGGGCUGUUGAGCAAGGUACAGCCAUGCACAGGAAAUCAAACUGCAGAAGAUAGCUCCAAUUAUGUUGAGAAGACUAGUGGUGAAGCAGAGGCAAGCAAACCAUAGGAAGUAAGAGUUGAAGGUCUGAGGAGAAAAAGAAAAACAAAACACUUCAGCCGAAAUAGCAGCAGUGGGCCAAGAAUCACUUUAAGUGCCGUACCGGAACUUUCUUAUAGACGAGUCUCCUCGUAUUAGUUCCUCAUACAGAGUAUCUUGUUUGCUGAUGAUUCUUGUUAGGCUCUUCAAUCAAAAUCGAGUUGGCUACCUCAGGGAGUAAGGUCUGAGAUUUGCUUGUUCAUUGCCUCGACUAAUUUCUCUCCCACCGGGACUUCAAGGUUUGAACAUGCCUUUGCUGGUGCAUAUAAUUAAGUAUCUUGUUGAGUUUAUGAUGAAAUGGUAAAAGGGACUUGUGCUGGUUGCUCUAUUGGAAAGCAAUACAAGACGAGAUGAAUGCUUGUGGUAUGAGAGAAGCUAGUGAGAAUGUCUCCUUACAUUUGUAUUGACAAGUGAUUGCUGCUCUGAAGUAGGCUUCUCUGCAGCUGUACGGAUUAUACCACCCCAGCAUAUGCAUGUUCUUGCCCACAUCUGAUUGUAAUCCACAUCAAGGCUUCGGAACACAUGUUCCUCUUGCUGCAUGACUUUGUCAACGAUUAAGGCACAACUACAUGAUGGUCGCAGGAAUUGGUUGGAAUCCCUCAACUAGAACCUGGUACCCCAUCAAUGUCCACUCCUCCAAUUGACAAGAAAGAGUGAUUUUGGCUUCACGGGUUCAAGGUUGGGUCUGUGUCAUCUCAAAUCAAGUUUUCGUACCCAGCCUUAAAGCUAUGAAGCCCUUGUAAUUUCCCUCAAGUAACUCCAUGGUAUAUUUGAGUGCUUUGUUUUGGAUAAAUUUGUGUGCACGUUGUGCGUGUGUUAUAUUUCUAUCUUUUAUA
Chenopodium quinoa (quinoa) is the source of this 4243-nucleotide messenger RNA. RefSeq names its product F-box protein CPR30-like. Bases 207 to 1559 code for a protein of 450 amino acids. The record is from RefSeq and is a predicted model, not a curated record. Lineage: Eukaryota; Viridiplantae; Streptophyta; Magnoliopsida; Caryophyllales; Amaranthaceae. Gene Ontology annotation, molecular function: protein binding. The transcript has 5 exons.